GGACGCGCUACAAGAGGUGCAGUGGACUAAGGAUUAAUUUCGGAUAGUUAGUAAGUCACUAUCCCACAGCGUCUGAAAAAGAGAGGAUGAAGUACAAGACAAUUACCAAGCACAGUUCUAGGAAUUCAGUUACUUCCUGUUUCACCAGAAGGCUUCAAAUUCCAAUUUGGAAACUGUUUCUUUACUUUGCUAUCACAACUGUCUUAGUUUUUAUGCUGCAAAUGCAUCAUUCGCAAAUAUCACCGGAAGUUACCACACCAAGUCCAACGACCACAAAAACGACUCCAAAACCAACAAUGAAGACAACAGAAACGGACUUCCUUAAAUUCUACAAUAAAUCAUCAUACAACAAUUCACAUUUUCUCACUCACCCAUAUGAUAUUGAUUUUGUGAGAUUUGUUAGCAAAGUAGAGGAAGGAAAAAGUUUUAAUCUGAAACCCAUUAAUGUAAAUUCUUUUGUGUAUGUAACGAAUCCAACCACCAAAUGUACAAAUCCGCCCCUGAAAAGGAGUGCGAACGUAAGUGUUUUAAUUCUCAUUAAGAGUGAACCAGAUAAUUUUCAUCUUCGCCAGACAAUACGAUGGAACUGGGAAUCCCUUAAACAAUAUCAUGAAUAUAUGAGAAUUGUAUUUCUUAUGGGAAUUUCCUCUAACCCGGAAGAUAAAAACACGGAUGUGUUGGUGGAACAUGCGCGUUACAACGAUAUUGUACAACAGAAUUUCAUUGACAAAUAUAGAAAUUUGACCCAUAAAACUGUGAUGGGCUACAUGUGGGCUGUGCAAUAUUGUUCUGAAGCAUCGCACAUUCUCAUCCAGGACGAUGAUUAUCAUUUUAAUGUUAAAAAUUUGGACAGUUUUAUUAAGAAACAUAAAGAUCCGAAUUCAAUAUUCGCGGGAAUUCUUCGCUUGAAAUCGCCAACUGUGCGAAGGCCAGCAAGUAAAUAUUUUGUGGCCAAAGAAGUUUAUGCACAUGAAAUUUAUCCGCCAUUUUUAGUUGGAAAUAGUUACAUAGUUAGCAUGCAUUUUGCCAAAAAGAUUGUGACUAUCAUUCCAUUUGUGAAGAGUAUACCCAUGGCGGACACAUAUAUAGGUGUACUUGCAAUGAAGUUAGACAUUACUCUAAACAACGAGGCGAGCUUCACAAUUAAAAACUGUAACAGUUUAGAUAAAGUCAUAUCCUGCCGAGGUUAUACAUCAACGGAUGAAAUUUUAAAAGACUGGAAAAACUUUGUUAAUCGAGCUAUUUUGAAAGUUAACAUUUAAUCUGUAGUUAAUGUGUAAUGAAUAAUAUAACUUGCCACGUUUAAA
This is a messenger RNA of Saccostrea echinata, 1307 nucleotides long. RefSeq names its product beta-1,3-galactosyltransferase 5-like. Gene Ontology annotation, molecular function: hexosyltransferase activity; UDP-glycosyltransferase activity. Lineage: Eukaryota; Metazoa; Mollusca; Bivalvia; Ostreida; Ostreidae. The record is from RefSeq and is a predicted model, not a curated record. Bases 87 to 1262 code for a protein of 391 amino acids. The transcript has 3 exons. Gene Ontology annotation, cellular component: membrane.